Apis florea (little honeybee) is the source of this 1458-nucleotide messenger RNA. RefSeq names its product endochitinase A-like. NCBI's taxonomy places the organism in Eukaryota, Metazoa, Arthropoda, Insecta, Hymenoptera, Apidae. The record is from RefSeq and is a predicted model, not a curated record.
AUGCCUCUCGCGAGGACAUCAAAAAAAGUCGAGACUUGUCCGUCCGAUGCGAAACAAAACGUUUUCAUUCUUAUUUCUCGAUCGACGUUCGAAAUCGACGAAUCUAACGCGUCUCGUCUCCGUUUGUUCCAGAUCACGGAAACGUACGCGUUCCUACCACGCGAGGCUGUGACGCGGUUUCUUUUGGGCUGCACGGAAUGCCAACGGCGUCCACGUACCCCGAGCCCGACCAACCUGUCCAACCAGUCGCAGCAGGCGACGCCGCUCUCGACGACCGGCCUCACGCCGUCCGCCACGACGACGACCACGACGACGACGACGACCCCUUUGAGCCCCAACGCCACCGCCUCCUCGCAAACCAGCGGCAGCCCGAAGCAGCGCGAGGGGAGCAACCACCACCACCACCACCCAUCACCACCACCACCACCACGAGGCGGCAAGCCUCUGUACAGCUACAGGCACCACCAGAAGCAUCACCACAAGGGUGGUGGCCACCCCUCGGGCGAGAAGAGCGACAAGGAGAAGGAGGAGAAGUACAAUCCCCUGAGCAUCACGAAUCUGUUGAAGAAGGAGCCGGUGACGGGCGGCUUCCUGCCGGCCGCUGACGGCCUGCCCGACUCGAGGAGGACCCCGGAGUCGGACCGCGCCAGCUCGAGAAGCUCGGCUUCCUCGAAGAGGAAGCGGAUGCUGCCAGAGGGCCGGACGCCCUCCCCCCAGCCGAGCCACCCGUUGCCAAGGCCUUGGAGCCCUGGACUCGAUCCCAAGAACACGCCCAUCGACUACAGUCUUCCCAUCACUACCUCGUACCUGAAGCAUCAGCAGAGGCUGCAGCAGCAGGCGGAGAAGAAGAAGGCGGCUGCGGCCGCGGCCGCCGCCGCCGCUUCCUCCUCCUCCUCCUCAUCCUCCUCCUCCUCCUCCUCCUCUCCUUCGACGGUGGCCAAGGAGGCCGAGAUGGAGCAGAAGGUGGACGAGGCCCUGGUGGACGCGGUGGAGAGGGACAGAUACUCGCCGGCCACGGGCCUGAUCGACACGAACCUCAAUCUGUUGGCCACCAUACAACACCUCCACUGCCAAGUGAUGCUCGCCCUCACGGAGAGGCUCAGACCGUCGAUCGCCAUGCCUAGCCCCCUCGUCUUGCCCACCAUCGGCAACGUCCUCUCCACGGGGAUGAUGCUCGGCUCGGAGGUCUCGGUCCAGACGGGCGAGAAUCACGCGACGUGAGAGGCCACCACCUUGCCUCCACCCACGCGUCUCCUCGCCGAGUAUCGAGUAUGAGGCUACAUUACGCGCGCACAAUUUUUCUAUCGUACGUCCGAUCCAAGGAAGGAUCGAUCCAUCGAUCGAGGAAGCAAAAAGAGCGAAAGCAAGGAUUGGUCGCCUCGGUUUGCGACGAAAAUGAACGAAAACGAGCGUGCUCGUAUCGUUUGUUGAACGCCUCGUCGGUGGGAUAAUAAUCGA